CUUGUGCUUUUCACACCUUGGAUUCAUAGCUGGUAUUAAAGAUGAGCUACCGGAAUGAGCACGGUGGACGCGAGUGGGACCAGGGAAAGGACUGGGACCGGGAGGGGUACGACUCUGGACCCCGGGGGACCCGGAGGGCAAGAGAGGACGACUGGGGUUAUGAGGGUGAUGAUUGGAAACGGAGAAAGAUGAACGACGACGAUUAUGCAUAUGAGGACUAUUCUGGUCCUUCUGCGCACUCUGGGCCGCGACAAGGGCCACCGGAGUGGAGCGGCUAUCAAGGACAUGAUGGUAUGGGCCGUGGUGGUGGUGCCGGUUUUGGACCUCCAGGCCUCGGGGCGAACUUCAACACCCCUGCUGCUUAUGGUCGGGGAAGGGGAAGAGGCCCGAGCGAAGCGAGCGAGCAUGUCAUCUUUUUAGGCUUGGAUCCUGACUUCACAGAGGACGACUUGAAAUUUUUUUUGAUUGGACAAGGUCUACAGGUGGUCAAUACAACAAUUAUUCGGGACCGCAAUACCGGUCAAUCCCGGUCGUUUGGCUUCGCGCAAUUCAACACUGCCGCUGAAGCCUCACGUUUCCUCACUCCCAACUACCCGUUCGUUGGGCUUCCUCCACCCGCCUCUCACGCCUUCGGCGGGGUUGUCAAUGACACCCCUGGCCGGCGAGUCAAGAUCGACUUUUCGCAGAGCGCACAGCCCAAGUUCCGCGAGCAGGCACCCCCGAAUGACGGUAGCCGGGAUAUGGGCAGUCAGCAAACCGCUGUGCUCUUGCUCCGCGGGCUUGACCCUCUUACGAGUAUCGAUGAGAUCGAGCAGGCGCUCAGGAACGCCGCGGGUGAGGGGAAAGAGGGUGCGGAGGGUAUGAAACGUAUUGCACUUAUUCGGGAUCGCGGGACACGCAUGGGAUGGGGCUUCGCCUUUGUCGAAUUCAAAGAUGUUGCUUCUGCGGGAGCUGUGCUAGGCUACACUAUGAUGCCCCAGCUGCAUCCCAAUGGAUUUCGCAUCAGCGACAAGCCCAUCGCUGUCGCGUUUGCGCACACGAUGUCCUUCCAGCCCCUUCCACCAGGUACGCCCAAAGACGAAUACUGCAUCUCUUCAUCGCUCGCCAUGGGCGGACAGGAGGGGUGGUGGACCAAGUACUGGGACGAGGGCGCGGGUAUUGGAGAAAAGAAGUUUGAAGUCAAGGAGGACCCAAAGCAGUCGAAGGAAGACAAGGAAAAGAAGAAAAAGACGAAGUUGAAGGAAGUUGACGAGAGCUCGCUUCCUGCCCCGACUAAGUUGUCUAUGACUGAACAUGCACCGCUCAAGAUCAGUGCUAAGAAGCCCGGUGCGAGUAUCGCUAUCGUCCCCAAGAGCGGAGAUGCGAAAUCUGCUGCGCCAGCAGCAGUGAAGAUACCCGUCCUUGGUUUCGGGGGAGAAGAGGAGACGGCGCAGUUUGAGGAUGCCGAGGAUGAGGAGGACACUUCGGCCUUUGUCAAGGUCAACAAAGGUACCAAAUUUGCCCCUAUGGCCGGCAGUAAGAAGACAUUGGGCAACAUCAACAAGUGGAAUGCCAAGCAGGAAGAGCUGGCAACUGAUGCUGAACAGCCUGCACCUGCCCCCGCGCCAGCAAUGGCUCCCGUCAAACGCGCACCCGCCGCGGCUGUCAAAGCCACGUCAACACCCACCCGCAAUUCACCCGCGGCCGAGGCGGAUAAGUUCGAGUACGGUGACCCUGUCGCCUUCGCAUGCUUCCUCUGCUCGCGCAAGUUCACGAGCGUGGAUCAGCUGCGCCGGCAUGAUCAGGAAUCAGAUCUUCACAAGGCUCGCGACCAAGCCAACCUCAAGGAUGAGAAGCUCCGCGAAGUCGCCCAGAAGAAAGCCGACACUGCACGAGCAAAGCACCAAGAAGAUCAAGCACCGAAAUAUCGAGAUCGGGCUUCCGAGCGACGCGAGAUCUAUGGGCAACCCGAUGUCCCGCCUCCGGACGCGCUGAAUACCAGUACGUCGGGGAAGAAGCGCAGGGCUUCAUCGCCCUCCCCUCCGCCACCGCCGGUGGCCCUGGGCAAGGACGAGAACAACAUUGGGAACAAGCUGCUUAAGAAGAUGGGCUGGGCCGAAGGGACCGGUCUGGGUACGGAAGGCGAGGGCAUAGUGGACCCAAUUGAAACGGCGCUUUAUGCGUCUGGUGUUGGGCUGGGAGCUACAAAACCCCAGCCGGUGGGCAAGUAUGAACCUGGUAUCAGGGGAUAUGUUGCCAAAGCGAAGGAUUCGGCCAGGGAACGCUACAAUCAGUAGGGAGGGCUAUAUUCUUGCAUAAUACCUUGUGGAGACACCUCACACUUUGCAUAUGCUUCCC
Molecule: messenger RNA, 2337 nt
Organism: Dacryopinax primogenitus
Lineage: Eukaryota; Fungi; Basidiomycota; Dacrymycetes; Dacrymycetales; Dacrymycetaceae
Exons: 13
Coding region: 42-2276 (744 amino acids)
Biological process (GO): mRNA splicing, via spliceosome
Cellular component (GO): nucleus
Molecular function (GO): RNA binding
Source: RefSeq, a predicted model, not a curated record